Messenger RNA from Cyanidioschyzon merolae strain 10D, 4101 nucleotides. RefSeq lists its product as hypothetical. The transcript has a single exon. The record is from RefSeq and is a predicted model, not a curated record. Lineage: Eukaryota; Rhodophyta; Bangiophyceae; Cyanidiales; Cyanidiaceae. The coding region runs from base 1 to 4101 and encodes 1366 amino acids.
AUGACGUCGUUACUCUGGGAUAGUUUCCAUUCGUUUCUCCAGCAAACGCGUUUUGAAAACAUCGAGUCGCACGAUGACGCGGGAACCAGCGACUUGGAGACUGCCGUUGACGAAGCCUCUCCCGCUGAGCGUGCAUUUUUGCUGAAGCGUCUCUGUGAGGUUUGCGUUGAAAGGCCUCUGGCGGGAUCCCGUCUGCACCUUUUCGUGACAGUUUUGAGGCGUCUCCUUUGGACAGCGUUGCUCGAAAUGGGUUACUGCGAGUUUCCAGAUCGCAAGGAGUCAAUAAAGGCACCCGUCUCGCGUGGGCUCCAUUCCAAGCGCGCGCCCAAACGUAGACGAGUUAAUAUUGGGGCUGCUCUGGACUCCGAGGCAGUAAGCGUUCACGGAAACGCUGCAGCUUUCGAAGAGCCCGAGAGCGACGAGAUUCAGCCCUCAGCGGGUGAGCUCGUCGAGCCGACGCCGGCAAAUCGCGGCGAACCCAAGGACGAGCUCCACUGGGACUCCUGGCCUCCCCCCGAGCAUGUCGUUACAGCUUGGCUUGUUCAGGCCACAGAGUCGAGCUUCCAGGAAUGCUGGCCGCUGCCGAUUGACGAAUGGCUCGUCGUCGUUCGCGAGUCACCGGCUUCGAAGCAGCUCAAAGCUGCCACCGCCGAACGAGCCCUUCUAAGGAUGCGAGAAACACGCCGUCUACCACCGCCACUGAUUGCGGCAUGGCUGCCGCUGCUCAUGCUCUCCGGAACACGUCGCGUUCUGCUUGAAGAGGCGCUUUCUAGCCUUCUGGCUCGCGACCGACUCGACAUUCCACAAUCUGUGCUCGAGCUAGCCUUUCGGCGAGAUACAGCUUACGCCAAAGCACUUUUGCGUAUCGCGCGUGGAAUACAAUAUCCGCAUCCCAUCUGGCAUCGAGAGGCCGGGGCUGUGCUUUUUCUACUCGUCGCGAGCAUGCCAUCGUUCCAUGCAACCUGUACACAUUUGUUAUUGCGAAAGAUUACGGAAUACCUGGAGGAUUUGAUCCGAACCGAGCGAACAAUCUUUGCUUUCCCCAACAUGGAACGCCCGCGUUCACCGACACAAGCCUGCAUGAUCAUAGCGUGCAGCAAACCGGAACUUUUGGAAACCAUUUUGGACCUCAUGAGCGCCUGCUUGGAUGCGAACGUUGUAUGGCCAGACUCAGACUUGGCGCUGUUUCCCAGCGACGCCUUGAAAAAAGCCCCGCUUCGGACAGAUGUAGCCGCCCGGAUUUUGGAGAGAAUAGCCGUAGCGCCUUCGCGGCGGCUUCCGCUCAUGUCCUGGCAACGUUUGCUUCUCGGUGCGACGGCGACACAACCACAGGCUUUUCUUUCGGAGCGCAGCCGUCAAUUGCUCAAGGAAUACGUCGUCCGUCCGGAGACAGUGCCAUUCUUGCGCAAGCUCAUGCGAUACCUCCCGGAUCUGGCCGAAACCGCCAUCUACCAGUGCCGCAAACUGCUGUUCCAAGCAUCAAGCGUGGGCCAGAUUCCUGUUGCGCGUGCACUAGCUUCCAUGGUAGCUUUUCUGGGAACGCAAGAACAACCCAGGCAACCGAAUUUCUGCUCUGGAUCGCACAAACGUUCGGAAUUGGUGUCCCUCGGUCAACUGCUCCCCGAUUUCAUGCUCCUUUCGUUGCGAAUUCUGCAACAGGGCUCAGCGCAAAUGCGGCGCGUCUGGUACGAAACCAUCAUAGAGGAAGUAGAAGGAAACGGCUUGGCGCCGGCCGUCGUUGGCAUCUUGCGAACCCAUUUUUAUCGAACAUUUUUCACCGCAACAUGGAAGCCCUCUGCGCCAGAGAUCGAGUCUCCCUUGAGGCCAGGCUCGCACUGGAUCGACGACGAUGCGGCGAGUUUGCUUUGCCUACUCGCGCUUGGACACGAUAUGGAAGGCUUCGACGAUUUUGUUGCCCGACUGAGCUACAUGGACCUUAGCCACCUCGAUAUACCGGCAGAUGUUGGGGACCAGCCUCUCGACGAGACCGAUCGCGGCGUCCUAACUCGGCUGCUGCAGACCAUUGAAACCGCCAUCGUCAUGUGGCCGAUCCUUCACGUCGCCGAGAUCCCGGACUUAUCGCCGGACUCGACACCGGGCACUGUCGCGCAGCGCCGCCACCGAGCAGCCUCAACAUCGGCAGGCGCAGACGAUGCAGCCGCUGCAGGUGAAGUGAUUGGAGCCUCACCAACUGGGAGUCACGAGUCGCAAAAUCAUUCACCUGGAGUGCCCGUAAGUCCAAGCCCCAAUCUUGAUCAUCUCGGAGCGUUCCAGGUCGCUCAUCCUGGUGGCGCUGCCAUCCGUAAUGACGACCUCGAUUUAGGCGUCACCGAGCUGGCGUCUCGGCGAGAGCGGCCAACGCCCGCUGGGCGGUGUCAGCAACCUUACCGACACGCAGACAUCCAUGGAGAGAACGAGUCGGCACCAGCAAUCGCGUCUGUUCCGAAGAGCGCCGGCGUACAGCGCCUCACCGAAUGCACGGACUGGUCCCGCUUCCGAACGGUGAUAGCACCCCUGCUGCGUUUGCAUCAGCGAGCCAUGGAGCGUCUCGGUGAUCCGUAUGCCAUAUGGCAGCGUGGUGGCUGCCACGCGUCGACAAGCAUGAAUGCGAAACACGACAAGACGGAAGCACAACACAAGACAACCUCGACGUCCUCGAAGGAAAAACGGAAGCAAACUUCCGAUAAUGAUUCGGGCGUCGGACGCUCGUUGGGCGUCUCGUCUACGAACACUACCAUACCUGCCACAGCAUUGGAAAAGUUUCUCGCUUUACUCACGGAGACGCUGAGGACUGGCAGAGCUUUUCAAGAAAUAUUCAAGCUCCUUGAAAUCGCUCUACGGAGACUGCUGCUCGUGUCGUCGUUCCCCGCAACCAUGACGACGCAAGGGCGCCUGGUACCCACGCUUCUUCAAGUGGUCGCUCUGCCGCUCUCCGGUACCGAGGCCGAUACUGCGUACCUGCUCGCCAUCCUUCUUUUAGGCAAAAUACGACGCAGCUCAGCCGAGCAUCUCCCGUUCCUCGCGGAGAAGCGGCAAGGAUUCGUCUCUGCGCCGACCCGAGGAAGCGGCAUUCUCCUCGCAGAGCAACGUCAGCAUGCAGUUGCUGCGCUGCUUCGGAGCCUACGCUCCCACUCCUGGUCGCUUUGUGUGGCGAGCGCUGCCCUGCUGGGAGCCCUGGGGCCGCAAGCACAAGCCGCGCCUGUUCCAGAAUCCGGGCAAACGCGCUGGGAUACUGCGCUUUGGCGCCGCAUUCGCGAAUGCCUUGACAGCUCGCGAAAAGUACCGCUUCAUCCAGCGAUUCGGCAAUGCUUACCCGCUGGUGGCAGCGAUAUCCGGCUCUUGUUUCACGCCUCACUUGCGGACUCGCUGGUACCGACAUCAUGGUACCCGGAGCAGCACCUGUGCUCGAUCGCUAUGGACAUCCUGCAAACCUGGGCGUCCUCCACCGUUCUGGACUGGAACGUACUUCGACUGUUUACUCUUCAGCUGCAGUCAUGGCUGCAGGAAUGGAACUGGCUUGUGGAGCGCGGCUAUCAGUACAGCGAGUCGACGGCAAACGCUACCCAAGUUUCGCAGCACAUCCUUCGCAUCUGGGCGGACUGGGCGUGCGCCCUCAGCUUAGUGACCACGACCGCCUGCGGAGACGGGACCACUAACCUGGCCCGCGUCAGUGCUCCCGAGCUCAUAGAAUCGGAGCGAACACUUGUACCCGUUGUCGCGGUCGCUCCGUGGACCUUCAUCCGAACCUGUGCACGGACGCAGACGCUCGGGUUUCAGUCGCUGAUGCGGGUGGCGCGGGCCGUGCACCAGAAACGUAUCGCGCUUUGUCGCCCCGCAUGGAAGCGAAUGACUUUUGUAGCUAGUCAAGGGCUCGCCACCGCUGCCUACGAUCUGCUGACUGCCGCAACCGAGCCCACUGCGGAGGAGUCUGCGGCCAAAAUUCGUGACGAAAGCCAGCUCUUUCCGCAGCUUAUAUACGCACUGGAGAGCGCCGAAAAGGCCCUUUUUGCAACAAGUCAGACGUAUCGGGAUCCAGGCCUGGUUCGACGCCUUCGACGUCCGGUAGCGCGAGACUUUAAGCUUGCCGCAUUUCAGACCUAA